This is a messenger RNA of Morchella importuna, 723 nucleotides long. RefSeq lists its product as uncharacterized. The record is from RefSeq and is a predicted model, not a curated record. NCBI's taxonomy places the organism in Eukaryota, Fungi, Ascomycota, Pezizomycetes, Pezizales, Morchellaceae. Gene Ontology annotation, molecular function: protein binding. Bases 1 to 723 code for a protein of 240 amino acids. The transcript is spliced from 2 exons.
AUGUCGUAUACCAAAGGUCCUCGCGAUAGUGGCCUUGGGAUUAAUGAGGAUUUCGCCCCUCCACCUGGCCCUCCACCUCCAAUAACGCCCGAAGGAUGGGUCGCACGUUUUGAUGAGCGCUACCAACGCUUCUACUAUGUCAACACCUACACAAAACAAUCACAAUGGGAGAAGCCGCCGGGGACUAUUGAUCCUCCUGCUCCAGGUCGGACCACUGAUUUCGACCGUCCGCCUGCCUAUAACAGCGAAAGUAGCCGCCGCGAAGACAGACUGGUAACCCCAACUCCUCAACAGAAAUAUGAAUCUCUCCUCCCUCCACAGCCCCAACAGGAGCAACAACAAUACCUACAACCUCCUCGACCCCAGACUUCAACUUCAGGCUCAAGCUCUCCUUCGCGAGGGCUUAGCGGGCGCUUGUCAUCGUUUCUAAAAUCACAUGUUGCCAAGUCGCCCCGACCACAGCAGCAGCAAUACUACUAUCAGCAGCAGCAGCGUCCGGUAUACUAUGGCGGUGGUGGAGGCAUGAUGGGAGGACAGAGAAGACCAGGAAUGGGUGCCGGUGGCGCGGCAGCGUUAGGUGUAGGUGGUGGUUUGUUGGGAGGUAUGUUGUUGGCAGACGCGAUGGAUAAUCACCAAUACGAUCAAGGCUUUGAGGAUGGACAGGAUUAUGGCGGUGGUGGGGACUUUGGUGGUGAUAUGGAUUUUGGUGGAGGCGACUUUUAA